Diabrotica virgifera virgifera (western corn rootworm) is the source of this 18111-nucleotide messenger RNA. RefSeq names its product protein deltex (gene dx). Gene Ontology annotation, biological process: protein ubiquitination; Notch signaling pathway. The coding region runs from base 288 to 1925 and encodes 545 amino acids. NCBI's taxonomy places the organism in Eukaryota, Metazoa, Arthropoda, Insecta, Coleoptera, Chrysomelidae. The record is from RefSeq and is a predicted model, not a curated record. Gene Ontology annotation, cellular component: nucleoplasm. The transcript has 7 exons. Gene Ontology annotation, molecular function: zinc ion binding; ubiquitin protein ligase activity.
UCAAGAUUUAACUCAAAAUUUGCCUAAGAUAUUUGAAUAUUGAAUAUUGAAUGACAUUUGACUUUGACACGCAGUAGAGUUGAUGAUGGAGAUGUCCUCGCUUGUAAAAAGAAAAUAAACAAAUAAAAUUUUUGCAUAUAAAUUAAGUAACGUUCAUGUUUAAUACAAUGGUGCGAUAACUACUUGGAAGAGCUUUGUUGAGGACAAGUAUAUUUUGUAGUCUUAGAAGAACCUGGUAAACCAUCUAAAAAUUAAAAUGAUCAACAGAUAAUUAACCAUUUACCAUAAUGACUGGUCACGCAGUGGUUGUGUGGGAAUACGAAAUUAGGUCAGGCUACUGGAAGCCCUAUAGUCCUGCAGUUAGUCAACACUUAGAAAGAGCUAAAGGAAAACAACUGACUCGAGUAAUACUUUCUGAUGCUGAUCCCACAUUACAGAAUUACUAUAUUAAUUUAAGAACUCUGACCCAAGAACUGGAAGAUACAGAUGAUGUGGUUCCUGUUAGAAGAAAAUGCUACUCCCCUUCUUCCCCUGCUGGCAAGGGUGCUAGAUGGGAAUGUUCCGGAACAGAACACAGUCAAGAAUGGCAUCCUUUUGAUAUGGAUAUACAGUGUUUGAUUGAGGAAGCUUGGGCAACAGGUGAUGAAAUGUUGGAUAUGAGCAAAACACACCUAGGCUUCCCAUACCUCAUAAAUUUUAGCAAUUUAACUCAAAGAUGGUUAAAUAAUGGAUAUCUAAGAAAUGUGAGAAGAAUAAAACAGGCUCCUUACCCUUUGGUUAAAGUAAAACUUGAGGAACUGGCUCCUGUUACAGGGCGUAGAAGUUCAAAUAUAAGAAACUCAUCUAGGACACCAAAUAGUUCUCAGCAAGGUAAUGGUACCAAAGUGAUAGGCAGUAGUGCAAUUUUGAAUCAAACUGAUGGCAAUAAAAAAUCUUCCAAUAAGAAGAAAAGUGGUAAAACAAAAACUGGGAAUGAAACCACACCAGCAAAUUUGGCAAGGCAGAUUCUCAACAAUUUAAAUAUAUUUAGUCACAAAUCAAAUGCAACACCAUUAUUCCAAAGUACAGAAAAUAAAACAUUAUUAGAUGCAGAUAGCAGCAGUACCAAAUCAGGUAGAAGGCCAAGCUUAGACACUGUUUCAACCUAUCUGAGUCAAGAGAGUAGAGAGAGUCAAGCUACAGCUUCCACUGCAGAUUUAAUUAAUUGUAGUGGUAGUGACGAUGGGAUUGCAGACGAUUUGCCAGCUAUUGUAGGUUUAGAUCCAGCUAGUGCAACCAUAUCACAAUUUGUGAGAAUCUCAAAAUCUAGCGAAUGGGCUCCAAGGCAACCAUGUCCUGUCUGUCGACAACCUCUCAAACCGUCUAUAGUAGUGAUUGCUCUUCCUUGCAAUCAUGUUCUACAUUUGGACUGCUUGAACUACGCUCUGACGGAACAACAGGAGCUUGGUACACACUUACAUAUACAGUGUGCUGUUUGCGGAUGUAUAUAUGGAGAAAAGCAUGGAAAUCAACCACCUGGUACCAUGGAAUGGAGAAGGGUUGAUAGGAGUUUACCUGGACAUCAAAAUUGCAGGACAAUACAAAUUAUUUAUAACAUACAGUCUGGUAUCCAAGGACCUGAUCAUCCCAACCCAGGCCGUGAGUACUAUGCCGUGGGCUUCCCCAGAGUGGCAUAUCUUCCCGAUAACCCCAAAGGUAAAAAAGUUCUCAGGCUAUUGUACACUGCCUGGCAACGAAAACUCAUUUUCACGGUAAGUAGAUCCCACACCACGGGCUGCGAAGAUGUAGUAUCAUGGAACAUUCCGCACAAGACUGAAAUGGGUCCUAGCACGAAUAGCCACAGUUAUCCCGAUCCAAAUUAUUUAAAUAACGUGAUUAGGGAGCUCGAAGCAUUAGGCAUUGUAGAGGAAGAGAGUAAGAGGUAAGGUCGGGUCGUGUUGUUGCAGGCCUUCUAUAAUGAAAUUUGUAUAAAAUAAUAUCAAAAGUAACUUACAGUUGAGGCAAUGAAGCAGUAAAAAGACCAAAACCUAGCAAAUGUUUGCAGUUGAAUUCAUCUCAAUGAAACUUAUUGUUUUCGAUUCGUACGACCCUUAGGAAAUUUUAUGAACUAAAAUGAUGAUGGCGAAAUGAAAAUUACAAUAUUGAACAAGGAAAAUGCAUUUUCCAAAAUGCUUUUCGAAGUGUUGAAAAAUGAUAAAUUUGUAAAUCAUAAAUAAUUGACGGAAAUGUGUUGAAUAUUACUACUCGGGGAGUUUUGGGCUCACUGAAUAAAAAUAUGACGAGGAUUGUCUCCGAGACACCUGGUGUCCAGGAUGUGCCUCGUCUCGAAAAUUCGAUACAAAAUCAAUGAAAACUCAUUACUCGUAGUGGUGAGUGGGGUUUGAGGACGCUGAUCACGAGUAUCCCUAAUAACACCAAACAUUCCAUGUAUGUUCCUAGAAUGUACACACAGGACAUUGAAAACAUUCCUGGAAUGUCCUCAAAACACAAGAACGUCCCCUAAAUGUCCCAGGAAAGUCCUGUGUCAGCAUUUUAAACAUUCCUUGAAUGUCUUGUUGGAACAUUCCAUGAAUGUCUACGAAUGUUCUUUGGACAUUCACAGUAUAUUUUUUAGACAUAUUCCCUGGAUAUAGUCGCUGAUGUGACAUAAUACCUCCAAUUUGUUUUUUCAUGAGUUUUGUAAGAGAGACUAAAAAAUUUUUUUACAGUCACCUCCUGUUUUCAUAUGAUAUUUUUUGACAUGUUUUGUAGUAAAUUCAACUAUCUAUUUACUACAAAACAUGUCAAAAUUUACAUGUGAAAACAGGAGAUGACCCUAAAAAUGGUUUUUCGUCUCCCACAAAAUUCAUGAAAAAGCAGAUAGGAGGUAUUGUCACAUAUCACCGACGAUAUACCAGAAGUAUAAUAUGUGGCCAUACCAAUUAAUACAUCCUUGAUAAAUAUAAACAUUUUUAUUGCACAAAAUCUUGUCAUAUAUUUUUUCCAUAAUCAUCACUACGAUAAUGAUUCAUUGUAUUGAAUUGUACAUUACAAUUACAAUCUGGUCAUAACUGACCAAUGAGCAAUUUUAAUUUAGCCUAAAUUACUACUGUUCCUUAAAAUGAAGAGCUUACCCCAUAGCGUCUCUUAUCUAAUCUAACAAGAUCGUGCACUAUUUUAACAUACACAGGCACACAAGCACUAUGCUCUGCUUUUCACUAUCACCUAUCACUCAAACUAGUUCAAAAGGCUUUGUCCUCUUCAAUCUUCUAGUUAGCCCAGUAGUAUCGAGGAGCUGGAUUUCCUCAAUAUUUUCGUACUUAUGAAGUUCUUGCUCAUGACUUCCUGCCAUCUUCUUGAUGAUUAUAUCCAGGUUCCAUUUCUAGGUCCUUAUUGAAAUCACUGUUUGUCACAUACCAAUGAGCAUCUAAAAUAUUUCUCAGUAUUUUGUUCUGGAAUCUUGUAUAAUUUUUAUAUUACUUGGUCUAGUAAGUACACCCCCAUAGUGGGCAUCCAUAAGUCCAUACAGGUCUUAAUAUUUCCACGAGGAAAAAUUUCCUGUAGUUGGCUGUAUACCAUUACAAAAACAUAAAAUCCUUUAUAAAAGGUAUAUUUGUUAAAAUCCCUACACAGGGCUACAUCAAAGACAGAACUAGUUUUCGAUCGGUUGACCAAUCAUCAUCAGUGCAAUCUUAGAAUCUACAUGCUAACCACCAAAGUAAAAAUAUAUGGGUAAAAACCCUUUACAAUUGAUCCGUCAUCGGAACAUAUGACAAAGAUGUGAAUUAUAACAUGGAUGAAUAAAAUAUCCAAUGUUUUUCACCCGAGGUACCAAUGAGCUCUAUCUGACAAGUUCACAUCAUGGCUGUACGGAAGCAAGUGACUUGCAAGUCACAGGUUAUAAUAUGUAUAAAUAAUUCGUUUCAUAAAGAUUAAAGAUUAUUGAAAAGGGAUUUUAGAUUACUUACAUAAUUGUUUAAACAAAAGAGAUCCAGCCAGAGCAAAAUGGCAAAACUAACAUACAGAACAGCAAAAAUAGCCACUAAUUCUAAUUCUAAUUUCCAUUUUACAUCCAAUCAUAAAUUUUUAGGUUAUCAUGAUCAUGAAAUGUGAAAAUGUGAUGACCACGUGGCACGCGAUCCUACGUACAUAGAACACGCGCGGCAAAUUUGAAAAUGAACGCAAAUUGAAUAGUAAAUGGCCUGACUUAAAAUAUAGGACAUUGGUAGUAUGUUCAUAGAAUGUCUUGUGGUAACAUUCCACCAAUAAUUUAAUCAGAUGUUCACCGAAUGGUCCUUGAAUGUCCAGGACAUUCAAACAUUAAUAGAACUUUGAUAGUACAUUCCUGGAAUGUUUUGUGUUGUUAGGGAUCAUGGCGACGAUGGUCUCUAACGGACCUGAUAACCAGGACGAGUCUCGUCUCCUUAAGUUUUGUGAAAAUUAGAUACAAAAUCAGUGUGCAAAGACGUUAAUCGGGGGAUUUUGUGGUCGCUGAUCACGAAUAUCAUGAUUGCAAUGGUCUUCGAUGCACCUGGUGACCAGGACGGGCAUGGUCUCAUGGGGUUUUGUAGAAAUUUGAUACAGAAUCAGUACAAACUCGUUACUCGGAAGUUUUUGGAAUCGCUGAAUACGAAUAUCAUGUCGACAAUGGUCUCCGUGAUAACUGGGGCCUGGGGGAGGAAUCAUUUCCUGGAGUUUUAUCUAAAUUUAAUACAAAAUCAGUUCGUUAUGGGUACCAGGGGCCCCUGAGAGCAUUGUCAACAUUAUAUUCGUGUUCAUCGAUACCAAAAAACUCCAAGCAACGAGUUUGCACUUUUUGGUAUCGGAGUUUGCAUUGAUUUCGCCCACAUCAAAACCACCGAGUAACAAGUUUGCAUUGAUUUUUUAUCCAAUUUUCAUAAAACUCCAGCAGAUGAGGUCCAUCAUGGGUACCAGGUGCCUCGGAGACGAUCGCUGUUAUGAUAUUUAUGUUCAGCGAGCCCAAAUACCUCCGAGUAGUAAUAUUCAACUCAUUUCCGUCUACUAUUUCCGAAUUACAAAUUUAUUAUAUUUCAUCACUUCUAAAAAAUGUAUUUUGGAAAAUGUAUUUUUCUUGUUCAAUAAUUCAAUUUUCAUUUCGUCAUCAUCACUUUAGUUCACAAAAUUUCCUAAAACUCUUGCGAAUCAUAUGCAACAAGUUUAAUUGAGGUGCAUGUUUAUUGCUUCAUUGCCUCACCCAUUAUGUAGCUGUUCUCAAUUCAAUGCUCAUUCGUCAGAUAUCAACGUCUGUUACUAUAAACUGAAAUGUUUUCAGUCAUUACUAAUGGUAGGUGAGCCCAAGCGAGGAUUUUUGCAGUCACUCAAGCGCGUCAGAUUAUUACAUGGGGAGAAACCUUGUACCCUGAAAAUGUACCUCAUAUAUUGGCUCUUAAUGCAGGGGAGUUCGUUAAGGGGGUCCGAAAAAAAAUCUAUCCUUAAAAAAACUCGAAAUCAUCAGAGUAAGAUAAAGUAAGCUAAGUACAUGCACAACAGUGUAUAUUUAAAAAAUGUGACGAUUGGAACGGGGCGUAAGGAAAUGGGCGAGUCACAAAAUUUCACAAAAAAAGCGAAUAUUUCGCGAAAUGAACGUCAGAGAAAAAACUAAAAAAUACGGAAAAGAGUUGAGGUAAAUUUAAAAUUUUAAAUAGGAACGUCGCAAUAUUUUGCGAAAUGAACAUCAGAUUGAAAAACUGAAAAAUACACGUAUUCAAUAUUUUUGAAAAAUCUGUCGAAUGACACCAAACACGACCCCCACGGUGAUGGGGUGGGGGGUUACGUUAAAAUCUUAAAUAGUAGCCUCCAUUUUUUAUUGCAGAUUUAGAUUCCUUACGUAAAAAUAAGUAACUUUUAUUUGAGGCAUUUUUUCGAAUUAUGGAUAGAUGGCGCUAUAAUCGGAAAAACCGAUGUUGGAAAUGGAAAAUUAAAUUAAAAAAUAAUAAGUCCCCACCAAAAUGGAAAACUUAACUUUUUUGGUUUUAGGACCUAAUCUUCACAACCCUGUAGGUCCCCAUACCAUACGCUCGAGUAACUGCAAAUUUAGCAUAUUUGGCUCCCCUACUAUAAGAUAUCUUUGAAUUAGAACAGCAGAGUUCGAUUAGGAUAUUGUAAUGUGUGCAUAUAUCUUAGAUAUUAAAACAAUAUUCGUGUCUUCCAAAUAUAGCACUUUUUUGUGGAAAGCACAUAUUUUUAUAUCAAAUAUACAUUGUAAAUAUAAUUGUAGUACAGAACAGAAAAUUUAUGAAAUUUAGAGUUGUUACAAUUAUUCACUCAUUUUGUUGUUGUGUUGAUAUUGUAUUGACAUAAGUAAUAAUUUAUUUUUUUAAACCGAUAAAACUCUCAUCAUUCUGUCGAUAUGUAUAGCCGAAACACUUAGCUACAGUUCAGUUCCCGAAUCUUUACCCAUGCGUCAUCAUUUAAAACAUACGAAAUAAGUCGGAAAUUUACUAAACGCAACAGUAAGUGACAAAAAGUGGGUAUUAUUCCGAUCACGGGUUAUAGUAUAAAAUUUGACGUUAUCAAAUAAAUAGAAUGUCAAAUUUAAGCUUUGCUUUAAAAUUUUGGUGCAUAAUUACAGCUACAUUUGAAAUAGCUUAAUAAAUUCUUUUAUUAUCAUUGAUAAAUAAAUAAAUAAACAAUUUCUAAAAAAUUUGAUAACAUUUUCUUUUUGUUAUUUUAUUCGCUUUGGCGGAACAUUAAACACAAGCAUUCCUUAACUGUGUCAACAAUGAGGUCAUUUGCACGUUGUCAAAAUUUAUCAUAAAAUAACAUAAACUUAUCAUAAAAUUUCUAACUCCAAUAUAAAAUUAGUUGUGAAAACAACUGUUUGUAUACUAUAAAAAACUUCAAAAUGCAAAAAUUCGACAAAAUAAGAGCAAAAAAUUCAACAAACUGACAGCCACAAAAGUAAACAAACCAAAACGUCAGAAAUUGUACUUAAAAUAUGUGAAAACAUCCCCAAUUGUCUUUCUUUGUACCUAUCUCUUUUCAAUAGGGCUUUUCAUUCACAGUCAUUUGUUUCUAGCUUGUGUCAUAAUGUCAUAUAAUCCGUGUAUAUUAAUAUUAUACACAGAUUAUACAACAUAUGACAGAAGCUCGAAACAAAUGACAAUCGAUGAAAAGCCCUAUGCCCUGAGUCUAUAGUUUAUUUUAUAACCAGGAGGAGUAAACUAAAAAGACAGAUUCACACCCAAGAAAGUCACUAGAAUAAUCACCAACUACAUCUUCUUUUUGGUUGAUCAUGUCGGCCCUCGACGGUAAUCCAUAAAUAUCACAUUAUAUUAAUACGUCGCUAAGAAGUUCUAAAAACGACUGCUUUUUAUAUAAAAGCAGACUAAAAAUCUAAAAAUUAAAGGAAUAACGCAGAAAAUACAAAAAAUCGCCGAUAUAACCUAUGAAAUGCCAAUUGCGUCAAAAUUUGAUAAAGGUCAUUAGUGUCAAAAUUUUAUAACAGUGGAGUAAACUUGCCUGCGGUUGGACCAAUUACAAACAAGCAUUACAGCGUGGUAAAUUUGAAUGGCUCCUCUUGCUUUAAAAACAAACCAUAGAUCGUUCAUAAAAACAACAUGUGUUUUUACUUAAUAACAGGCGGCAGCUGGUUUGUCAUUAGUUUCAUGCGUGGAAGAGAAUGAUGCUAGAUAAAAAGUAUGUGUUUUAUCUCGCCAGAUAUUAAUGACGCACGGGUAAAGACUCGCGGACUCAACUGUACAUCGUUUUUUCGUGUUAGAGAAGUAAAAUUUUAUUUUUCAAUUUUUUUUAACUAUGAGCUUCCAGUAAUGAUUGUAAUCAACACUAAAACUAACUGUGAUGAAUAUACUUUGUAAUGUUUUUUAAGAACCAGUACUAUUGUAUUUUUAAGUCUGAUAAAUAUAUUUUUUAGGUAGGUAAUUAAUUUGGAAUACUACAGGGUGUUUGGUAAAGAAUGGGUCAUAGUCACACCCUACUAAAUUAUGUUAAAUAAUCGUUUCUGGUUAAUAUCAGAGGCGUACGACAGGGGAAAGUGGAGGAUUGACCCUUCCCAAAUUCUACGCCACUGACGUAAUUGCUAUUUUAGCAUAAUUUUUAGAUUUUCCAAUACUUUCUUUUCAAUUAAUGUACGCUUCAUUCGUAACGAUAAAGUCAUUAGUUUUCGACAUUUUUUAAGUUAAAAAUGAAAAGGCACAGUUAUUUUGAUUAAUGUAUUAUGCUCCUUCGUUUUUAGCUUCAAAUAUCUCGAAAACUAAUCGGUUUGUCGUUACGAAUUAAGAGUACAUUAUUUACAUAGAAAGUAUUGGAGAAUCCAAAAAUUGCACUAAAAUAGAAAUUCCGCCAGUGGCGUAGAAUUUGGGAAGGGUCAACCAUUCACGUUCCCCAGUCCUACGCCUCUGGUAGUAGCCAGAAACGUUUGUUUAACAUAAUUUAGUAGGGUGUACAGUACCAGCACCACUUACCAAAUUUCGUGUUAUUAUCCUAUGCUUAUCAGGAAAUAUUCAAAAAUAAAUAAAAUAAAAGUUUAACUGACACCCUUAUUUCGGUUACUCUCAACUUUCGUACUAAGGUAAGUUAGCUUAAAUCGACCUAUUUUAAGCUCAGAAAUCUAAGGUUUAGCUAUGGCCCAUUCUUUACCACUCACCCUGUAUAUAAAAAUAUAGUUAAGACUAAGAAAAAACAAUUCAAUAAAAUAUUUGUAUCGGUAAUUUCCUCGAAAAUUCGUUGCACGUCAUCGAUUUUAGCGUUGUUAUUUUUGCACAGCGUUGCCAUAUUGUCGGGUUAGUAGAGAAUUCAGUGUCAUCUCUCAAUGAGAGAAUUCAGAAUCAUGAUCAGUGUUUGGCCCGUUGAUUCAUUAACAGCAGAUCUAUAGGCUAUUGCGAAGAACGGAAGGUACUGGUCCCAGCCUCGCUGGUGAUUGGACACCAUCUUUGUCAAAUACUUACUUAUUCAUUCUUAUUCAGUCUUAUUCAUUCGCUCUACCAUUCCAUCCGAUUGCGGGUGAUAGGCCCGCGUAUGAAAAAAAAGUUGAUUAAUAGCAAGCUGAAAAUUUGUUAAUAGCUUAAGGGUGUCUAGUCUAGUGAACAGGUUAAAAAUUUGGAACGGUCAGACCACGAAAACGGCACAUGUAUUUUGUCCGACAGAACAGACUUAAACUCUUCGAACAGAGAUUAAACUCUCAUGCAAAAAUCAGACUGCUAUUUAUCACCAAAUGGGCGUUUUAAUGAGUGGAACAUGUAGAAUAUGUCAAAUGACAGGAAUUAUGACAGGUGAUAAAUAGCAGUCUGAUUUUUGCAUGAGAGUAUAAUCUCUGUUCGGAGAGUUUAAGUCUGUUCUGUCGGACAAAAUAAAUGUGCAGUUUUCGUGGUGUGACCGUUCCAAAUUUUUAACCUGUUCCACAAUUAAAACUGCCCCUGUUCCAGUGUUCUCAUAUACCAAAGUUUAUUCGACUAGACACCCUUAAGCUAUUAACAAAUUUUCAGCUUGCUAGUAAUCAACUUUUUUUCAUACCAGAUCCAGACCUACUAGUAUAUCCCAGAUUCCCUGAAGUAAAUAGUUCGAAAGAUCUCAAAGUUCCUUCCUUGGUCACUAUGGAUCUCCAGAGGCACUCCUAAUCGUCUGAUGUAGUCUUUGAUUACCACAUCGUCAAUAGUGGCGGCAUUCUGGCCUGGGAUUGCGUAGAUAUCAACUCAUUUCGUGAAGUAAUCCAUUACGACCAAAAUGUACUUGCAUCCAUUAGCACUUUCUGGAAAUGAUCCCGCUAUAUUCAUGGCUGUUUUUUUUAAACAGACUUUAAAUAUUGUACUGUCUCAUAGAAGCCUUUCUUUUUCGGUAAGGUCCGUUACUCGUAGCACAGGUAGUACAUUUCUUACACCAGUCCUUUACAUCGUAGGAACUAUUUAUCCAAUAAAACCGUUCCCAAAUUUUCUUGUAAGUGUUCUCUUUACACCAAAAUACCCUCCUGAUGGACUGCCGUGUAACUGACGAAGUACUUCGACCAUUCUGCUCUUUGGACUCACCGACUGUGUUCUCCUGGCUGAACCAUCAUCAUUUUCCAGUACUCCUUUAAGCAAGCUGUGUUCCAAGAUAAAGGAGUCCCUCUGGAUCAUAAAGGAGUCCCUCUGGACCAUUUUAAAAUAAAAUAAAAAUGUAUACCAUUUUUAUUCAGUUGCAGUGCGAAGGCAAAACAAUCUUACUUUUCAAUUAGAAUACGGAGCGCAGUCCAGUCCUCUGAAUCGCGAUUUUCGUCUCUUAUUGCAGCCUCAUCGGAAAGAACGUAGGCACUGUUCUCCAUACCCUAACUGACCAGCGCCGAGAGUUUUUCCCACCCAUUGCAACCGAAGUGAAGGUAUUAGGUAUUAGGUCAUCUGGCAAUUGAAAGAUGAAGUAGUUUUCAAUCCUAAUAGCAAAAUUAAUAAUAUUGAAAAUAUUAAAAAUAUUACUAAAAGAUUUUUUAAUUGAAAACUUAUUGGUACAUUUUCCUGGUGACACCUCCAAGGCUUCUAAUUUGCAAGCCAAAUGGAUGCUGCAGUGAAGACAAAGGGAAGGAAUUCUACACUAUGCAAUUCACAUCCCCCGUCUGCAGCUUGGUAAAGUUCCAACGGAAAAUGCACCUGGUUACUCUACGGAGUAAUACGACUAUAAAAUAAAAAAUAAAAAUGUAUACCAUUUUUAUUCAGUUGCAAUGCGAAGGCAAAACAAUCUUACUUUUCAAUUAGAAUACGGAGCGCAGUCCAGUCCUUUGAAUCGCGAUUUUCGGCUCUUAUUGGAGCCUUAUCGGAAAGAACGUAGGAACUGUUCUCCAUACCCUAACUGACCAGCGCUGAGAGUUUUUCCCACCCAUUGCAACCGAAGUGAAGGUAUUAGGUGACUAGCGUCAUCUGGCAAUUGAAAGAUGAAGUAGUUUUCAAUCCUAAUAGCAAAAUUAAUAAUAUCUUUCAAUUGCCAGAUGACGCUAGUCACCUAAUACCUUCACUUCGGUUGCAAUGGGUGGGAAAAACUCUCGGCGCUGGUCAGUUAGGGUAUGGAGAACAGUGCCUACGUUCUUUCCGAUGAGGCUCCAAUAAGAGCCGUCAAUCGCGAUUCAAAGGACUGGACUGCGCUCCGUAUUCUAAUUGAAAAGUAAGAUUGUUUUGCCUUCGCAUUGCAACUGAAUAAAAAUGGUAUACAUUUUUAUUUUUUAUUUUAUAGUCGUAUUACUCCGUAGAGUAACCAGGUGCAUUUUCCGUUGGAACUUUACCAAGCUGCAGACGUGGGAUGUGAAUUGCAUAGUGUAAAAUUCCUUCCCUUUGUCUUCACUGCAGCAUCCAUUUGGCUUGCAAAUUGUAGAAGCCUUGGAGGUGUCACCAGGGAAAUGUACCAAGAAGUUUUCAAUUAAGAAAUAUUUUAGUAAUAUUUUCAAUAUUAUUAAUUUUGCUAUUAGGAUUGAAAACUACUUCAUCUAUCUAACAUUUUAAAAUAACUUAAAAAGCAGUUUUAUUCAUGAAAUAAUCUUAGCGAAUUACACUCGAACUCUUAAAAAUUACCGAUUUGUUUUGCCCUCGUGACACUUUGACAUUGUCCUCGUGACAAAGUUGCAUUUGACAGUUUUGCCCUCGUGACAAAACUGCCAGAGUGUCACUCGGGAUACAAAUCGAUAAUUUUAGUGCUCUCGUGUAAUUACUAAGAAUUGAAGCGUUUAUUUGAAAAACAACACUUGUCCAAAAAUUAAAAUUUUGGCAAAUCAAGAAAUACUUCCCAGACAUUUGUUGUUUUUCUAGAACUAUCCAAAUGUUGUAUGUAGUUUACUCCAGAAAUUUGAGAUUUUUACCCAACUGAAUGUCAGAUGGAUAAAGAAACUACUAUUCUACGAGAAGAAUACAUAAAGUCGAAUUUGCGAAAAAUGGACAUAUGUUGAUUUUCAAAUAAACGUUUCAAUUUUUAAAAUUUGGUGUACUAUAACGGCAUAGAAAUGCCAUUAAUGACUUGCAGCGGACUUGAGAGGAAAUAAUGUAUGUAUGUAUGUUUUUUUAUGGUUAACUUAUAUCAAAUAUUUAUUUUUAAUAUGCAAUUAUUUGACACAAAUUCUACUUUAAAAUUAGUUUAGAGUUGCAAUAAAGAAAAAGCUGUUAUGGAAAUGGACGAAGAAAUUUAUUUAUAAAAUCAAACUCUGAUAUACAGGGUGUCCCGAAAAGAAUUGUCAUAAAUUAUACCACACAUUCUGGGGUCAAAAAUAGUUCGAUUGAACCUAACUUACCUUAGUACAAAUGUGCUCACAAAAAAAGUUACAGCCCUUUGAAGUUACAAAAUGAAAAUCGAUUUUUUUCAAUAUAUCGAAAACUAUUAGAGAUUUUUUAUUGAAAAUGGACAUGUUUAAUUCUUAUCUCAGGAACAUCUUAAAACAAAAUUAUAGUGAAAUUUGUCCACCCCAUAAAAAAUUUAUGGGGAUUUUGUUCCCUUAAACCCCCCCAAACUUUUGUGUACGUUCCAAUUAAUUCAUUAUUGUGGUACCAUUAGUUAAACACAACGUUUUUAAAACUUUUUUGCCUCUUAAUAUUUUUUCGAUAAGCCAGUUUUUAUUGAGAUGCGGCUUCUUUUUCGAUAUAUUUACGUAAAAAUUUUAUGGGGGUUUUGUUCCUUUAAACCCCCCUAAUGUUUGUGUACGUUCCAAUUAAACUAUUAUUGUGGUACCAUUAGUUAAACACAGUGUUUUUAAAACUUUUGUCUCUUAGUCUUUUGUUCAUAAGUCACCUUUUAUCGAGAUGUAGCUUCUUUUUCAAAAUAUACCUAAAAAUGUAAAUUAUAAAUAAAUUUUCAGAUUAUUAACAGGUAUUAAAUAACCGUACUUAACCAUAUACAAAUAUGUGGUGGAUUCGACAAAUAUUCAAAAUAUCUCGAUAAACACUGGCUUAUCGAAAAAGUACUAAGAGGCAAAAAAGUUUUAAAAAUAAUGUGUUUAACUAAUAGUGCUACAAUAAUAAUUUAAUUGGAACGUACACAAAAGUUUGGGGGGGUUUAAGGGAACAAAACCCCCAUAAAAUUUGUAUGGGGUGCACAAAUUUUACUUAAUUUUUUUUUAAGAUAUUGCUGUAGUAAAAAUGCCACAUGUCAAUUUUCAAUAAAAAAUCUCUGAGAGUUUUCGAUAUAUGAAAAAAAAUCGAUUUUCAUUUUGUAACUUCAAAGGGCUGUAACUUUUUUUGUGUGCACUAUUGUAUAUAGGUAAGUGAGGUUCAAUCAACCUAUUUUUGACCCCAGAAUCUGUGGUAUAAUUUAUGACCAAUCUUUUCGGGACACCCUGUAUAUACGGGUUAUAUUUAUAGAUGAUCUAUAUAUAGUCGAGGAAAUGAAACUGAAAAAAUGGGAAAACCUCGCAAUUUUUUCGUCCAGCAUUGAUUUGUACAAAAAUUUGGGAUUAGGCUCAUUUCACCCUCUAGUUCAUUUUCUAUAUCGAGCCGUUGUACGCUUUUGGUUUUUUAAGGUUGAAAACUACCCCUAAUUGUAAAAAAUUAUUAAAUAUCAUUUUUAACUUUAAUAUUGUCAACAUUUGUUUCUUAUUAGUUACAUAAUGAUUAUUUUAUGCUUUAACAUAUACUAUCAUAAUAUUUCAACCCUUAAAACCACCCUUGUUGGAGCUAUAUAUAAAAAAUUUACUUAUCCUUAAAGAAUAAUUUCGGCUUGCAUCAAUUUACAUCAAAAUUUGGAAUUAGGAUCAACUCACCCUGUACUUCAUAUUCUAUAUCAUGCUCAAGGGCGUUGAUUAUUUUUAGGGGUGUAAACUACCCCUGAUUGUCAAAAAUUAUAUAAAAAUAUUGUAAACUUUAAUAUGAGUAAAAUUUGGUUUUGAUUGGUUAAAUAAUGAUUGUUUUAUGCUUUAGGAUAUAAUAUCAUAAUAUUUCAACCCUUAAAAACCGCCCUUAAUAACAUUGCAAUUUUUAUAAGUAGAUAAUUUAAUAGAUCUAUACAGAAAAAAGUAGAAUUAAAGAAUUACAAAAACAUUUUUUAUUUACACAAAAAUACGAAUUUACAAAUAUGUACAAAUACAAAUAGUUUUUUAGUCAUCUUUCAGUAUACGAACCGGUUCUGUGGUAUUAUAUACAUUGAAAAUGCUCUAUAAGGGGACUGUUCGAAUUUUUCGAAAAAGUUUUUUUUAAAUGGUUUUGUAGGAUUUUUGAAGAGCUAUAAGACUAUGUAAAUUACAGUGGGUGAUCAUAUUAUUAGAGCCACCUCAGAAAAUUUUACUUUUGUUUAAUAAUGGUAUGUCAGUUUUUUUAAUAAUGGAUGCUAUGUUUCUGUUGGAGUGAUUAGUAUUGAAUAUUAAAGUUUUUAUUUCUGCUAUUUUCCUUGGUGAGAUGUCUGGUAUGAUGCCCAUGAUGUUCUGGUACCACUACUGUAACGAACGCGCAAAAUUCACAAAAAAUAGUAUAUGCCUGUCAGAAUAUCACUAGAGAGCAAUGGAAACUAGCAAAGUUUAUUAUAACUCUAAUCACCAAGAAUACAAAAUAAUAGGCACACGAGUUGCAAGCUGGGCUGGGCAGCACUGACAAACAAUGGCAUCUGAGUCACGCCUUGCCACACGUGCGUAUUGCCACUAUUGUCAGACUAUUUAUUGCACUUUCAUAAAGUGUAACAAGACAGCCAUAUGGAGACAAAUACAUUAAUAUAUGAUACAGCUCAACUAUAUAUACCCUUCCUCUAAAUCAUUGAAUUUUACUAGGUGGCUCUAAUAAUAUGAUCACCCACUGUAAAUUCCGUAAGAUCUCUAAAGCGGGCGACUCACACGCCUGCCGCACGGGCAAUCUUAGAGUUUUGGUCCUUAAAUGUGAUGUGUGUAGUUAAUUAGGAGCAAUUUUCUAAAUCGUCUCCUAGACAGGGCGACAGGGGCUCCGAACCUUCCUAGCUCCCUAGAUCAGACCCUGCCGCCCUGCCACUUCACACGUGUGUAGUGUGAUUGGGCCAAUUUGAUUCAGUUCGUACAUAACCAGAGCACUUCUCGAGCAUUUAUGGCCUUCCGCAUCAAUUAAUCUUGUUUUUUUAUUAUUGGUGUCACCAUAUCAAGGAGCUCUUCAAAGGAAUCUAUGUCUAUUCGCAAAAAGUUCUUAAGAUCAUCUACUUCCAAUUAUUGCAUGACGUUCAUGUGGCGCAAAUCUUCUCUUUUCUGUAGCCACCCCUUCACCCAGUAUCUCCUUUUUUCUCUUUUUUUUUUUGUAGAACAAGGGAAAGAGUUAAUUUAUGCUACACCGGGACGUGGACGGCACGGCGCGCAGAAUAAAAGAAAUCACCCGUCUCGUCCACGUCCCCGGUGUAACAUAAAUCCGGCUUUAAUGAUACACGAAUUUUUUGCUGUAAUGACAAUAUUGGCGUCAUCUUCUUGAUUUAGCGCGGGACAACUCGCACUCACUUGCACACUGAACCUGAACAGUAAAAUAAAAAAACAUCCAGGGACGUGUGUAGUAAGCUUCCUAGAUUGCCCCAUCAGCCGUGCGGCCUAGGUUGCCCCUGCGGCAGGUGUGUGAGUAGCUCACUUUAGUUUUUAAUUGGGGUGGAUUUAAAGGGCUCGAAUAAGGGGGUGUUUGCUCGCAAAUAGACAGCAUAUAUCUCGCUAACUAUUCACUGUAAUGAAAAUAUAUGCACAAGAAAAUUUUAGUUAUUAAGCUUUAAUUUAGUAGGUGAUCAUUUUUUUCGUAUCUCCAGUAUUUUCGGGAUAUUUUGAAGAAAAAGGUGAAAAAUACGAAAUUGCAAAAAAUCAAUUUUUCUUUAAACCCCACUUUUUCUAAAAUUAGGCCUUUUAAAUGGGUCAAACUUCUUGCGUGUAUUGAUAAUACAAAUAUAAAAGGAAUUACGGAAAGGUGAAGACCAAUUUUUAAUUAGGUGGGUAGUUAGGGGGUUGUUUUCACUAAUUUUUUCGUAGAGAAAAGCAGGUACCGACAUUUUUUUGAUCACAAGUCCCUCAAUUUUUAUGCUAGAAACGUUUUAUUAUUUUUUUGAAAGGUCUAAUUGUAUACUUGAAAAAAGAUUUCCCGUUAUUUGGCUUUGAAUAUUUCAAAUUAUGCGUUUGACGAAAAACGCUAACCUUUAACAUGUCGUAUCUCGGUUUUUGUUGGUCGUAAAAAUAUUACAGAAAAAUAAUUUGGUUUACGUUACUAAAAGACACAAUUUUGAUAUCUACGGUUUUUUGAUUAAAUGCAUAUUUUUCGAGUUAUUCUCAAAAAACCCUCUAAAAAAGUCGAUUUUUUCGUAGAAAAACUAUUACUUUGAACCGCGAAUAACUCGAAAAAUAUUAAUUUUACGAAGAAAAUGUAAAAAAUAUUUUUUUCUUAGAAUCACAUUUUACAUCGAUUUACAUAGUUAAAAUGUAAUAAAAAAAUUCCCACCCCCGAGAUUGGGUGGCAACCACUCCCAAGGUUUUAGCGGACAGCGGCAUGAUAUAAAAAAUAAUCCUUGGACUAUUCCCUACCUUCUGUGAAAAUUUCAAAUAAAUCCAUGCUGGGCGAAAAGAUUAGAGCCAAAAUGCUUCAUUUUCUAGCCUAAUAAAAUAAUUCCGCAAGGAAAAAAGUUUUCCUCUAGCUGACUGUAUGCUAUAUAUCACAAAAAAAUUAAUUAAAAUCCUUUAUAAAAGGUAUAUAAUUUAUAAAUUAUAGUUAUUGGCUCUGAGCUUCGCUGAUAUCGCCAACUAGCGGAUUACUAAUGCAACUUUUGCCGGAAAUUUUUAAAUUUAUUAUUUAAUUUUUAUCGUGUAAUAUUUAAACGCAAAGAAGUAAUUAAAUUGUAAUCGAUGGUUAAUAUUAGUAAGUACAAAAUUUAUGAUUCAUUAUGAUUAUUUUUUUAAGAUUUUUCUAAUCAUUUUGACGUUCUGUUGAUGAAAUAUUGGUUCCCUUCUAUAAUAUAAAAUUAAAGAUUUUGUUGGAAAAACCCGCUUUUUCCGGGGAAAGUUUUCGUCGAAGUAAAUCAGAAAAAACACGUCUCUAUGCAGAAUUUAAUGGCAGUGAAUUUUUAUUUGGGUGUUUUUGGUCUAAAGUUAAAAUCUUUGGAGUAAUAGAGCAAAAAUUGAAAAAAACACGAUUUUCGAGCGCCAUUUUGUUUAUAAAAAAAGUAGCACACUAUCUGCGGACUUUGCAUAUCUAUAUUAUUAAUACAUACAAUAAUAAGAUUCGAUUCUAGCAAUAAAAUUGCUGGUAAAUAACUUUUCCCAAAAAUGGCCUAUUCUCCGAUAAUCAGCCCAGACUAAUAGAGGAAUAUGUAAAAACGGUAUUUUAACGUUUUCUACACUAAAAUAUGACGAAAAACUUGUUUUUGAAUCAAAAUAACUUGUUAUUAUGACAUGACAUAAUGACAUUUUUGAGUCUAUUCUAUUAAAAAUAAUUUUUUUCAUUGAUACUUUAUGAUAUAACACAAAAAUUUGUUUAAAUAAAUACCAAAUCAUUGUAAAAUCGCUAAAAAUGAUAUUUUGAGAAAAAAAGAAGACUUUUUGGACGUAAAUGCUUCAGCUUGAGCUUAUUUGCAGGUUCCGCAUAAACUAUAACCCAAGUUUCAGACAAAUCGGAGAUCCAAAAGUUUUGUCCGAGUGACAUGGAAUGUACAUUUUAGAAAUCAUUAUUUCUUCCGCAAGUUUCCUUAGCGCGGUUUCACACACUAAGAAUUUUGAACGUGCGAUGGCUUGAAACGUUUGGUGAAGGGAGAACGGUUCUCGAGCCACUAUUGGAAUGUCAUCAUGCAUUUCAACCAUUUACGUUUAAAAUUCUUAGUGUGUGAAACCGCGCUUAUUCUUAGUGACAUAUGGUAGUGGUAGUCUAAACGUGGCAGUAAUAAAAUGAAUCUAACUUCAUUUCCAUGCAGUUUUUUGUUCUUCAGUGGGUUAUAAUGUAUUUUUUUUUAUUUCGUGGCAAUUUUUGGUCGUGUGAUAUUAGGUUUGCAAUAUACGUUUCAAUUUUGUAUUUUAAAAAUUUUAUUUCGUGUAUUAUUAUGUUAAGAAAUUAUUCUCAGUUUUGUUUAUAUUUUUCGUUUAUUGUUUAUAGCAUUAUUUUCUCAAUAUAUUGACUUUAUAGAACAGUAUUGUAUCCUGUAGAAUGAAGUAAUUAUGAAUGAAUGACAUGUACAGGAUACUUGUUUAGUACAAACUAUUUUAAGUAGUGUAAGAUUUGUGUUUCAUUCCAAAUAAUAAAGAACUGAAUAGUA